Molecule: messenger RNA, 1129 nt
Organism: Babjeviella inositovora NRRL Y-12698
Lineage: Eukaryota; Fungi; Ascomycota; Pichiomycetes; Serinales
Gene: YMC2
Product: Ymc2p
Exons: 1
Coding region: 58-939 (293 amino acids)
Biological process (GO): mitochondrial L-ornithine transmembrane transport
Molecular function (GO): L-ornithine transmembrane transporter activity
Source: RefSeq, a predicted model, not a curated record
GUCUCGUUUGACCUCCUUUCCGCCUGUUUCUCUCUUAUUUCCUUUUAUCCCUGCAAAAUGUCAGAUACCCUAGUGGACACGAGUAUCUCCCGAAAGGCGAAGGACGUCACCGCUGGUUUUGUGGGAGGUGCCGUCCAGGUGCUUAUUGGUCAGCCCUUCGAUCUCAUCAAGGUCAGAUUACAAACGGGCCAGUUCAGGUCUCCAAUUGAAGCCUUCCAGUCCACCUUGAAGAACGAGGGUGCUCGGGCUUUUUAUAAGGGCACCUUGGCUCCGUUAUUCGGGGUGGGUGCCUGUGUGUCAGUGCAAUUCUACGGGUUUCACGAGGCGAAGCGCCAGUUAUUGAAGUACUCUAACUCUCAGACCUUGACCAUGGGCCAGGUUUACCUUGCGGGUGCAUUUUCUGGGUUUGUCAAUACCCCAAUCACCUCCCCAGUAGAGCAAUUAAGAAUCAUUUCGCAGACGCAGAAGACUACCCCAGUGUUGGGUCCAAAGCAGCUCUUACGCAACAUUUACACAGAACACGGUUUGGUCCGAGGGGUCUUCCGAGGCUUCAAUAUUACAUUGGUAAGAGAGUGCCAGGCCUACGGUACUUGGUUUCUCACCUACGAAUACCUCAUGCAAAACGCCAUCAAGUCCCGUAAUAUUACCCGUGACCAAAUUUCAACACCAGAAUUGAUGGCAUACGGUGCCCUUGCUGGCGAAAUGUUGUGGUUAUCGUCGUACCCAUUGGAUGUCAUCAAGAGCAGAAUCCAAAGCGAUGGGUUCGGUGCUGCCAAGAGUAAGUACAAUGGAAAGUGGAACUUGGUUAUCAAGGACAUCAUGCGUGUCGAUGGGAUCAGAGGGUUCUGGAGGGGCAUUGGCCCUGCCUUAGUGAGAGCGAUUCCUUGUAGUGCUGGUACGUUUGCUACCGUGGAAUUGACUCUUAGAUUGUUGGGUUAGAAAUGGAAUGUUCGGUCUAGCAAUUAAGCAUUGACUUGUAAUAAACCAUAUAAUGAUGGAGCAUCAAAAAGAGAUGAUAUUUGUACAACUCUCCAAUGCUGUAGGUGGCAUACCUAUCUAACAUCGCAUUUGAGUAUAGUUUGUCAUCCAGAUGGUCUUUUUAGGAUAUUGCUUAGCUCUAAUUAUCUGC